Zygotorulaspora mrakii is the source of this 498-nucleotide messenger RNA. RefSeq names its product lumazine synthase RIB4 (gene RIB4). The coding region runs from base 1 to 498 and encodes 165 amino acids. The transcript has a single exon. Gene Ontology annotation, biological process: riboflavin biosynthetic process. NCBI's taxonomy places the organism in Eukaryota, Fungi, Ascomycota, Saccharomycetes, Saccharomycetales, Saccharomycetaceae. The record is from RefSeq and is a predicted model, not a curated record. Gene Ontology annotation, molecular function: 6,7-dimethyl-8-ribityllumazine synthase activity. Gene Ontology annotation, cellular component: riboflavin synthase complex; intracellular anatomical structure; mitochondrial intermembrane space.
AUGGCUGUAAAGGGUUUAGGCCAGCUGGAUCAAACUUAUGACGGUUCCAAACUAAAAAUUGGUAUUAUCCAUGCCCGUUGGAAUCGUGUUAUUAUUGAUGCCCUAGUAAAAGGAGCUAUUAAAAGAAUGAUGUCUCUUGGUGUGCGUGAGGAGAAUAUUAUAGUUGAAACAGUACCGGGCUCAUUUGAACUACCCUGGGGAUCCAAGAGAUUUCAUGAUAAGUAUCAAGAUCUGGAUGUCAUUAUUCCAAUUGGUGUUUUGAUCAAAGGCAGCACUAUGCAUUUUGAGUAUAUUUCCGAUUCAACCACCCAGGCCCUCAUGAAACUACAAGAGACAAUUCAGAUACCCGUAGUCUUCGGUUUGUUAACUUGCCUGACAGAAGAGCAAGCAAUUGCCAGGGCAGGAUUAGAUGAGGGAAAAGCGAUGCACAACCAUGGCGAAGAUUGGGGAGCCGCGGCAGUUGAGAUGGCAUCUAAAUUCGGUCCAAAUGCAUUUUAG